AUGGUGCCGAACGAUUGGUAUGAGGAGGGUGUGGCUCGAUGGCGCGCUCGGAGUUUUCCCGCGCCCGCUGAGCCGGGCAGAGCUUGGGCAGAGCCUGCGCAGCGCCGGGCAGAGCCAAUGCGAGCCGCGCAGCCCGUCUCCUCGCCCCGCCGGGGGUUCGUUUCCUGCCCGCACCGGCUCUUCCCCCGAGUCGCGCUGACUUGCGGAGUGACGACACCAAAGGCAGAGUUAGGUGCACGUAUGCGGCUGUGCACAGGGUGCAGGGGGGAUCUUUCCUCCAAGCUUGCACCCCAUCUGUCAAAGCCGGGAUGUCUUUAUUGUGCCGUGUUAUACAUAUGCAGUAGGGGAGCAUACAUAGUCAUGACUUUUCCAAGAAGUGGGUAGGGUUAGUAAGAUUAGUCACUGGAACUCGUUGUCAUAGUAAGAUUAAUUCCAGGAAUUCAUUAUCAUAGGUCUCCUAGUCUUAGCGCUUGCACAUUUUCUUGUGGUAAUGGUCGAUGGGGUCUUUGGAGAUCAUAGAAUCACCAGGUUGGAAAGGACCCACUGGAUCAUUGAGUCCAACCAUUCCUAACACUCCCUUAAACCAUGUCCCUCAGCACUUCAUCCACCCAUUCCUUAAACACCUCCAGGGAAGGUGACUCGACCACCUCCCUGGGCAGCCUGUUCCAGUGCCCGAUGACUCUUCCUGUGAAGAAUUUUUUUCUGAUAUCCAGCCUGAACCUCCCCUGGCGGAGCUUGAGGCCAUUCCCCCUUGUCCUGUCCUCAGUCACUUGGGAGAAGAGGCCAGCUCCCUCCUCUCUGCAACAGAAGAUAGGUAGUCUUCCUUGUGCUGAACUUUUCACCUUCCCUCCUUGCACGUGCCCUUAGGGAGCCCAGGCUGUCUCCGGGCCUUAUCUGUCCCAGCCGGUGGUCCUUCCCAUGUGGGUUGUACCAGUCAUUCUUAUCUGGCUUCAACCAGAUACAGUCACCGCCCCACUAAAAAACCUCUACGUUAGAAUUCUAUAUGUUAGUUAAUUCACACUUAUAACUUCUAACAAAUGAUUUCUUCUUUCAGAGCGGCAGGCAGCCUCGUUCCCCGUUUCCGCACUCCCUUUCCAGCGGGCUCGGAGCCCAUUCACGGCGGAGAGCGGCGGGGCAGGCACGGGGUGUGCACCGCAGCCUCCUGGGGGGACCGACCUGCCGCUGCCCGGAGCCCCGCAGGGAGCCCCGCAGGGACUCGGGAGGCUCCCCCCGCACCCCGAGACCCCACGGCGCGGAGUCGGGCUGCAGCCCCGCCGCCCGCCCCCGUGUCCCGGCUGCGGCUGCGGGAGGUGCUGUCGCGGCUCAGCCUGGCACGGCAGGACGUGUCCGAAGCCUCCGGGCUGGUGAACCGGGUGGUUUCGCAGCUGAUCCGAGCGAUCCGGAGCAAGGAAGGCAGCUUCGGCAGCAUCGAGCGCCUGGGAGCCGGCAGCUACUACGAGCGCGUCAAGCUUCCUCUGGACCCAUUCCAACAGUUCCAUAUGCUUCUUACAUUGAGGAUUCCAGAACUGGACACAAUACUCCAGAUAUUUGAACCAAAUGAGUUUGACAUCAUGCUUGUAAUGCCUGUUGCAAGACUUCAGCUGGAGGAAUGUGAUGACACUGGAGCCUUUUAUUAUCUAACAUUCAAGAGAAAUCCAAAAGAAAAGUAUUUGUUGAAAUUUUUAGAUGAAGAUGGAAAAUUAUCAGCCUUUAAAAUGCUUCAAGCAUUAAGAGACAUUAUUAAACAAGAAGUAAAAAACAUUAAAAAUGUGGAAGUAACUGUGAAAAGGAAGAAGGCUGGAAGCCCUGCAAUAACUCUCCAAAUCAAAAAUCUUCCAGCAGAAAUAUCAGUGGACAUCAUCUUGACUUUGGAAGUUCAGCAGAGCUGGCCACCCAGCACACAGGACGGCCUCAAAAUUGAACAGUGGCUGGGAAGAAAAGUCAGGGGAGAGUUCAGAAAUAAAUCACUUUAUUUAGUAGCCAAACAAAACAAGAAAGAAAAGGUUCUAAGAGGAAACACCUGGCGGCUCUCUUUCUCACAUAUUGAGAAGGCCAUGAUGAACAACCAUGGCAGCUCAAAGACAUGCUGUGAAUCUGAUGGACCAAAGUGCUGUAGGAAAGGUUGUCUUAAGCUUCUGAAGUAUCUUCUAGAGCGACUUAAAAUGAAAUAUCCAAAAGAGUUAGAAAAAUUCUUUUCAUAUCAUGUCAAAACUGCUUUUUUCCACGCCUGUGUAAUGUGGCCAAAUGACACAGACUGGCAUUCGGAAGACCUGGAUCAUUGCUUUCAGAAAUACCUGGGAUAUUUUCUGGAUUGCCUGCAAAAGUCUAAGCUGCCACACUUUUUUAUUCCCCAAUACAACUUGCUCAGCCCUGAAGAUAAAGCGAGUAGCAAUUUCCUUUCAAGACAGAUAAACUAUCAAUUGAACAACGGAUUCCCAAUAUUUCAGGAGAUGUGUUAAAACCAUUGUUUGCAAUAACUAUCUAAUUGUGUAGAUUUGCAUAGUUGUUAAAACCAGAAGCACCUUAAGUUACUCCUCAGUAGUCUGAGACUACAAAAAGCCAAAGUUAAGAACUCUCAGAAAAUUACAAAUUUCAGUGUUAUGGAUGAGGUUUUUAGAUUGAACUCGUAUUUAAAUAGAAGUGCGACUUAACAGAGCUCAAUGAUAAGACCAUGCAAUUACUUAUUGUAUAGAGGAAAUAUAUGAGGGGAAAUCAGGUUAUAUGUGUUUGCUUAUAGCCAAAGGAUUGUAUGUGUUCGCUUGUGUCACUUACCUAAGAUUUCAAAGUUUCAUAAUGCUUAUGCCCAAUUCACUUACAUUCCCAUCUGGGCAUCUGAUAUGAGUUUGCUCCAUAGUUCAUAUCCAAGGUUUUGCAAAGCAGACUCUCAGGCAUGAGAUUUUUAUAAAAUAAAUCAUUUAGCAGAGGUGAUUCUAUGAUAUAGUAACAUGGUCAACUCCAGGGUGAGACAAGCUCCACAGAGAGGGGCCAACAUGAACCAAGAAAUCCCUGGACGAUUACACUCUUACAGACUGUUUACCUGCCCUCUCAGGCAAUGGUUUGGUCCAGAAGUAAUUUUUGGAGUCUUCUUGUUUUGGAUUGGAUCCCUUUGCUGUCUUUCAGACAGGUCAUUAUCUUGGCUUGGGGCAGCUGGUGUUGUUCCAUGUCCUUGAAGCCUCUGUAUUUUCCAGUCUUCUUAGAUUCAGGUGGCCAUAUUUUGACUGAACAGGUUGUAUGUGCUGGGAAAGUUUGAACUAGAGAUUCGCAGCUCAUGGCCUAGGGGUUCAGAGCAAGUCUUUCUACUCAUGCUAAGAAAGUUAAGCAAACAGUGAACUAAAUCAGACAAUAUUAGAUUAUUCUGUUUAAAAUGCUACUUAUUGUUCUGGUUCGAGCAAGAGCAGUACUGAUUUUCUGACUUUCAGCUAAGCCUUGUCUAAGUAACUUCAUUUUCUGAAAGCUAACUACAUGUUUUUUCAGACAGUGAUCGUCUGUAUAAAUGAUUACACUUAAAAGCUAUGAUUAACACCAAAGUAACAGGGCACUGGUACGCAGAGAGGCCAUUAUAUUUAUCCCUAGGGAAGCCAAGGACAUCCUGAGCCGGUGAAAUGCCAUUAAGUCAAAGGGACAAAAAAAAAGGUCACGCCUACAAGGAGAAGCGGACAGGACAGGUGACUCAAAACUGACCAACAGAGUAUUCCAUCCCACGUAUGUCAUACUCAGUACAAAACUGAGGGAUUACAAGGAUCAAGCUCUCUUCUUUGAUGGCUGGUGUUUAACAUGCACCUCACCUGUUCUUUUGCCCCUGGUCCUAUUGGUAAAAGCCCGUAAUAUUUUUUAAGCGUCUUAAAAAUAUCUUAGGAUCAUCAGAUAGAGAGGAGGUUCGACCAAGAUGCGUCCCAGCCUAUGAUGAUAUUUUGGAAAUUUUUGUGUGAUGGGAACAUGUACUUCUGGUUAAAGUUUGUUCAGCUGUAAAAGAACUUAAGUUUUUGAAAUAAUAACGCACGUUAUGAGCAUGGCUUUUGAAUGGGGAACUGGGAACUUUAAUAAACUAAGACAAUCCAAGCCAGUGAUUUAGAAAUACUGGGCCAAAAUUCAGGAGGAGUUAACCAAUAGAUGAACUUGGCAGACAAUUUUUGGUGUACCAACCUCUGAAGACCCCCUUGGAGAAUGCGCAGAAGGUACAAGGGAUGACUUGGCAUUUAUUAUAUUUAAAUAUGUAAUCAGAUGCUUGAUGAAUAACGCAUGGCUUUGUGUAACUUUGUGUAUAAAAGCACGCAACAACCUCCUUGGUGUGUACUUGAUUGGAGGAAAACCUCCAAGCACCUGGGAUUUGGGCAAAUCUGGAUAAAGCAAUAUCUCUCUUGGUGAUAUAGUUAUCGACUUAUUGCACAUCGGGUAGCAGAGCCACACUUUGGAUAACAAACCUGGAUCUGUGCAUUCCUCAAUCCAGUUCUUGAGUCCAGCUCUCAUCUGCUGCUGAGUCCAGUCCAGGACUUUCCCUACGUCUUUUCUGCAGCACCAGUGGUGCUGUAGUUAUUGGGCAGAAGGGGGUUUGAUUUCAUGUAUUUGCAUACAUUUUAUUAUUUUCUUAUUAAUAGUAUUUUCUUCAUUAUGGUUUGAUUAAAGCUGUUUUAGUUUCGAACGCACAGGUCUCUUUGUGUGACGGGAACAUGUACUUCUGGUUAAAGUUUGUUCAGCUGUAAAGGAACUAGAGUUUUUGAAAUAAUAACGCACAUUAUGAGCAUGGUUUUUGAAUGGAGAACUGGGAACUUUAAUAAACUAAGACAAUCCAAGCCAGUGAUUUAGAAAUACUAAGAGCUGGGGAGCUGGGGUCACAACUGCUCACGUUCAGCUGCCAACAAAGCUGGAGGCUGGGGCUAAACUGUGACACUUACUUAGGGUAAACAACUGCUCCCUGUUAGAGAAUUGUCUGGUUGUACAGCCCAGCUGCCAUGCAAGGAGGAUUCAAAUGGGGCUCAACAGUGAUCUGUCACUGGUAAAAGAUCUCGUUGCUUUGAGGAACACCCUUGAGAGGUGUCCCAGCUCCAGGGAGAUCAGCACCAUGCAGCCACGCUGCCCAGCAGGGAGAGCUCACAGAAAGCUCAUUUAGCCUGUCAUGUUUAUGGGAUAAAAGUGGUUGACUUGUAGUCAAAUUGCAU
This is a messenger RNA of Cuculus canorus (common cuckoo), 5156 nucleotides long. RefSeq names its product cyclic GMP-AMP synthase (gene CGAS). Lineage: Eukaryota; Metazoa; Chordata; Aves; Cuculiformes; Cuculidae. The coding region runs from base 1038 to 2459 and encodes 473 amino acids. The transcript has 6 exons. Gene Ontology annotation, biological process: positive regulation of type I interferon production; paracrine signaling; positive regulation of defense response to virus by host. Gene Ontology annotation, cellular component: site of double-strand break; nucleus; cytosol. The record is from RefSeq and is a predicted model, not a curated record. Gene Ontology annotation, molecular function: 2',3'-cyclic GMP-AMP synthase activity; double-stranded DNA binding; chromatin binding.